Messenger RNA from Symbiodinium pilosum, 3936 nucleotides. The record is from the annotation of a GenBank genome assembly. Lineage: Eukaryota; Dinophyceae; Suessiales; Symbiodiniaceae.
GAGAUCAACUACAAGCUGGACGAUCCGACUUCCGUGAAAGACUUCCUCCUGGCUUCCAACACGCGCUUGGUGCGAGCCGAGUGCCCCUUCGGACGGCUCACCGAACAGGAGGGACGGACGCUGCCACGGCGACAAGAAGCUGACGAAGCAACCUUCGUUGAUGCAACCUCUGGCAGAACCCUCACAGCACUCGUAACCAAGGAAGACGUUGCGAGCUGGCAAAGCGAAAAUGAUGCCUUCAUCAUGGCGGUGAGCCACUGCUGGGAAACACGGGAACACCCGGAUCCGACCAACUAUCAAGUUCGGCAUGUUUGCAAUUACACGUCCUUGCAUUACGCGGCAUACGGUAAGCCAAUUUGGCUGUUCUUCGACUACACUUCCCUGUACCAAUACCAACGCCAGACCAAAGAGCAAGAAAGCAGCUUUAGAAGCGCCAUGUGCAACAUGCAUGUACUUUACUCGCAUGAGUCUACCUACACGCUGCGCGUGCAGUCACUGACCCCACCGCAUGUGUGGGAAAAGCACCUGGACAAGCCUGUUCACGUUUAUGAUGCGCGGUGCGGCUGUAUGAAGGACGUGCCUUUGCGUGAGCUCACAAGAAACGAGACACCUGAGAGUGCGGAGGCUCGCAGCCCAUCCAAGAAAAGGCGCAAAUUACUGCGCAAACCCAAAGGAGCUCCCCCUCUUGCUGGGGGUGGCGGGACUGCCACUGGUCCCCCAAAGGACGGAGGACAGGGCAAACCUGCUGUGGAGGAGACCGGCCCCAAGGCUAAAGCCAAGCCGAAGCCAAAGGCAAAGGCUCCGCCUACAUCAGCUGGCGCGGCCCGCAAGGAUAACCAGCCGAGUGCCAGUGUCGGUAGCCCCCCCACGCAGCCCAAGCUGGCACUCCGCCAGGCUGAUUGGACUGGUGAGCUCGUGGGCUACGAGGAGUUGGCUGAUUACAAAGGUAAAGGCCCUAUUUUGGUGCAUGCUGUCGAUGAGGCGCAGGCGAUGGCAGCUGACAUACUGGCAUCGCAGGUUGUGCCCACAGUGUCUCGGGCGGUCGUGUGGGAGGACAAGGAUGGCACCAUUCAGGUACCAUUCCAUGUCCAAGGACGUGUGGUGCUGCGACGAGUCAAAGCCAUUGAGUACAAACAUGACGUUCAGCCGCUGCCCUCGCUGAGAAACCUGACUGAGAAAACCAAGAAGGUCUCGGCAAAAACUGCGGUGCUUAGGAUUGUGGCGGUCAAGACGCUCAUGCAGCAGCAGGAUUUCACGGAGGUCAGGGCCAAUGCCAAGCGUUACCUUCAGCGCAAGUUCAAUCUUCUGAAGGACGUCUGGGGCAUGGCAGAGGAGAAGAGGUACGGUGAUGCAGUAGUGGGACUCGUGCGAGUUGACAUGGGGCAGGUUGGGCUGCUCAUGAAGGGCUCAGGCACAGAUGGGGUCUUCUUCGAGCCCACUGCGGAUAUCAAGAAGCCGGUGCAGGUGCAGUGGCUCCAGAAGGCUGAGGAUGAGGGCGACAGAGACUACUUGCUGCGGGCACUCAAGCAGAGGCCCGAGCUUGGGGUCACCAUUGGCAGGAGUCAGCUCGGACUGCGCUCUAGUGUUGAGCCGUCUAAGGCCAUGCGCACUUGGCGGCUCCAGCGUACCCCGGUGUACUGGACUGAUGAUUUGGUGUUAGAGAUUCUGGCGGAGCAAACCACCAUGAAGAACGCAGAGGUCAGAUCCAAGAUUACUCGCAAUCACAAGGCGACCUGGAUAAUCCGAGGGGCCUCGGAGGAUGACUUUGCCCAGGUCCGGGUUGACGAGGAGGGUAAGGUGCAGUCAUAUUGGGUCACCCCGGCUAGUGGGGGUCAACGUCGUGGCCCUGGUCAGCGUACAGUUCUGCGACAGGGGGCCAUGAACUUUGCGCGCGACCAGUUUGGCAAGCACCUUGCUACAGGAGAUGUUCAAGUACAGCAGCCGGAUGCGGCCAUGACAGGCGACACGCAGCAGGCGGAAGGGACGCCGUCCAAGAAGCAAGCUGUUGAGCAGCGCAAGCUGCCGGAAGGCACUACCUUGGAUACCGUUCCUGGGGAUGGGGCGUGCCUGGUUUCCUCCCUGGCGAAGGGCAUUGCGUAUCAGAAGCCUGGGAAGCUGGCAAUUCCAGGCACCAGGCUGCGUGCUGAGAUUGUGGCUCACAUGUGCCGUGACAAGCAUAAAGCCCGUUUUGCAGCUUUUUGGGAUGGGCUCGCGCCUGAUGGUAAGACCAAGUUGGCGAACUUUGACCAGUACUUGGACCAAGUCCGGCAGCCAAAGUCCUGGAUGGGACACCUUGAGCUCAUUGCGGCCGCCGAUGUGUUUGGGUUGACCAUCUAUGUGGUGCCACGGAAUCCUGGUCACAUUCCGUGCAAGUUUGGUGUGGGGCCAUUUCCGGUGGCCUUGUGGUACACAGGCGAACACUAUGACUACAUCAAGCCUGACGACCACUACCCCAUUGCCAUCACCAACAUUGGGGCUGAGGGAUCCAGCAAGGGUGGCAGAGGCGGAGGGGACAUAAAAGCGGCUGAUAGUGACGCGGUCUCCACCCGCUCAUUGGGGCAAUCUUCUUUGCUCACAUUGUGGACUCGGGAUAGCCGGGGACACCCCAAGGUGCGGGCUAAGACGCCUCUCAAAGCGCCAGGAACGCAAGCAGCCCAGUCAGAGGCAUGCGAGCACGCUGAGGGCCGCCCAUCGUCAGGGAGUGCCAUCAACACUGAGGAGGAGCAGAACAAUUUGAUGUCGGCAAGGGCGGGCGACACUCAGCUCAGUGGUGACGAGGAGUCUCCUCGCAGCAUGCCAUCAACGCCGGAGCCGCUGAUGCCUGAGGCUCCUCCACCACGGAUCGGUUCUCGAGGAAGGCUGCUGAAGCCGAAGCGGGAGAAGAGGAAGGAGUGGCAGUGUCGGUGGUGCGAUUUCAAGACUUCGGGAGCUUCUAUGCGUUCCAUGCGCUAUAACCACCUCUUGAAGUGGCAUCCUGAGCGCCGGGCUGAGUGGGAUGAGCGUUCACUUCCACCGCAGCAUGCAUGGAAGGAUGUCUGCGAUGAGGGCAAUUUUCUCUGGAAGUGCAAGCAUUGCAACCGGGGCAUCGUUGAUGAUGGUGUGGAACGAGACAAAAAUGCGCUGUACAGAGCCAGGGUAGCUCACUGGAAGGAGGCGCAUCCUCAGGCCCCUCGCAAGGACUUUCUCGCGGAUCCAGGGGAGAAAAAGACAGGUGUUAAGAAGGCCACUCGCAGUGUCAUCGCGGCGGCAGCGUCCAGGAUGGUACUUCGUGUCAAGAGCGGUGAGGCAGGGAAACACAAGGUUGAGGCGGUUCGUAUUCCGGUGCCGGCAACUAGGAGCCCCGGCAAACGCAAGUCGCAGGUGCUUCUGUUCUGCACCAGCUGCACUGCCACUGCACCAACAGUCAAGAAGCUUGCUGAAAUCGAGUGUGUGCCUGGGAGUGCUUCCAGGGGUUCUCCCAGGGAUGGUUUCAUCGCCAGACUUCAGGGUUAUCUUGAUGAAGACCAUGCGGAGGAGCUCCUGAUCGGGGUGAGGCGCUUACUGAAGGUUCUGAAGCCAUCAGUUGGGGCCGAUGCCGGGGUCAAGCGCCCCAAUGAGCAGUCCAAGGUUCAUGAGUGGGAUGCGUUAGCCUGGCCGCAACACAGCAGAGGUACGUGUUCUUUCCAGGUCAGGAUUGUGUGCAGGGCCUGCCGGUUGUCUGGUUCCACCAAGCCUGAAUUGCAAAGGAAGCCAUGCGUGCCAGGGAGAUCAUGGUCCACUCAUGUCGCCAAGCAUGUUCAGUCCAUGCGUAGGUUUGUGGCUGAGGGGCCUCCCGAAGCUGUUGAGCCCGCUAAGAGAGUUCUCAAGUGGUUGCAGGCUUCAUGUGAGGUCGCCCGUGCGGAGGUUGAGGUUCCAGCAGGGCUGGCGCCGGUGGAGGAGGGCGUGCCGAGCUCAUGA